GGGAAAACCCAAGGUCGAAAUUGAGGCGAUUGUUUAUAUGUUGCGAAGGAGAAUGAAUCGUUGAGAGCGUUACAAAAAUGGAUAGAAAACCAGGACAUUUGACGAAAAAUCCACAAGAUGCAGUUAAUGCACUGAAUUGGGUAAAAGUAGUUGGUGUUGGAAGUGCCUGUGUAGGUAAAACAUGUCUUGUCAAGCAUUUCUGUGAAAGUAAGUUUAGUGCAGGUUAUCAACCAACAGUUGGAGUAGAUUAUGGUUUUAAAAUCCAGCAUUGUGAAGGCAUAGAUUUGAGAGUCCAUCUUUGGGAUCUGUCAGGCAGUACGGAAUACAUUGAUGUAAGAAAUGAACUUUACAUCCAAGCAGAUGCUAUUUUUAUGGCAUUUGAUGUCACAAACCAAGCCACAUUUGAUGCCCUUGACUCAUGGCUUAAGGAAAUUCAGCGAUACACAACUGGAACCCCUGAUCUCAUUGUUGUAGCUAAUAAGACUGAUUUAAAACAGAAACGAGUAAUUAGUACAAAUGAAUCAAAGAAAUGGGCCAAUCAAAACAGAAUCAAAUAUUUUGAGACAUCAGCAGCCACAGGGGAUGGUGUUGAUAGACUUUUCCAAGACAUUCUAGUCACCAUCAUAGAACGUAAAAAACUGUGGAAAAAAGCUAACCCAACAGGCUGAAAUUGUCAUAGUAACAAUUAUCAAAUGAAAAAAAAAGGACAACUGUAAAAAAAAAUCAAUGGCAAUCUAUGAUGAAGUCACAUUAAAUUAUUCUAGCCAUCCUGAUUAAAAUGCUCAAAACUUGCCUCAUAAUUCCAUUGUAUUUUCAAUACAGAUUUGCUUGAAUAGAAAAGUAGUCUUAAUUCAUUUUCAGUUUUGUUCAAAUAAUAGAUCUUCCAUUACUCUUAAGUCAUAGAUUAUGAAUGAAAAUUUGUCUCAGAAGCUUAAUUAGUUUUUGUAGUGUCUAAUUAUAAUAUAUUUUUAAUGAUUCAACUGUGUUUUGGAAAGUAUAUUCUCUGUCAUGUCAUUUUAUCAACAUAUGCAUAUAUGAUUGUUUACUUUUUAUACAUUGUGACUUGGAUGGAGAGUUGUCUCAUUGGCACUCAUACCACAUCUUCUUAAUUAUAUAUAAUAAUCAUAGAAACAUUUUUUUUAAUGCUAAAGUUUUUAGGUUGAGUUAGUUCCAGGAUUUUUAUAAAUGAGUUUUAACUUAAAUUUCUUUUCGCAUUUUUGAACACUUAAUAUAGUUUUCUAAAUCAUAUUAAAAUAACAGCAUUAUUUAUUUCAUUAGUAACAAAUCUUUCAUAGAAUAUUAGUGUACUGUAAAUUCAGAAAUUAUUGCAGGCAUUUAUUAUUGCACUUUUUGUAUAUAGAAAUAAAAGGUGAGAUUAAUUAUUUCAAUUUCAGGAAAAGCUUCAUACAGAUUUAUGUAUCCGAUAUCAGAAGGCUAGUUCUAAUUAUUGCAAAACUCACCCAAUUGCAUUAUUCACAUUAAUAAAAACCUCGCAAUAAUUUAUGAAUUUACAGUAUUUUGAUUUUUUGUUAUUUAUAUAUAAUUUUUUUUUACAACAAAGUGUAUUUUCAUAUAAAUAAAGGUUUUUAUUUUACUUUUA
Mytilus californianus (California mussel) is the source of this 1600-nucleotide messenger RNA. RefSeq names its product dnaJ homolog subfamily C member 27-like. The coding region runs from base 78 to 668 and encodes 196 amino acids. Gene Ontology annotation, molecular function: GTP binding; GTPase activity. Lineage: Eukaryota; Metazoa; Mollusca; Bivalvia; Mytilida; Mytilidae. The transcript has 6 exons. The record is from RefSeq and is a predicted model, not a curated record.